GCACUCACGGGCAUGACAUCAUAUUUAGAAACUCAAGCAACUAGCUCAGUCAGCCGCAUACGUACGCCAACACAAAGGCAUGCACAUGCGCAAAUGCGAACACACACACGUAUUAUGCGUCCUGAAGUUAUGAGAUCUAAACAUAGAAUAACGAGAGACGUGGGUGGAAUUGGGGGGAGUUGGAGUGCAAGUAGAAAUAAUGCCAGAAUGGCGGAAGAGGGCGUCAGAACCGCAUUACACAGCAGACCAAAAAUGACUAGUGGUGACGAGGCACUACAAAUGAAUGUGGUACAGAAGUGGUAUCACACUCACCUAGGUGAUGGAAGGGCAGGACCCUUAGUUUCGGAGAAGGCCUCGAACCGAAUGAUCAACGGAUCUGCAAUAGUGUCCGCUUUUGGAUAUGCAAUGACAGAUAUUGCAAGUUUGCGUGCACUGCAGCUGGUGAGUGCAUCUAUGAGGGUGACAAAUUUGGCAAUCAGCUACCCAAAACCGUUGUUCCUUCAAAUGCGCUGGUCACUCCUUUUUAUCACCAUCAAUUUGGUCAAUAUAGUCAAACUGUAUCUAGAGAGCCAGUCUGUCGAUUUUUCAACCGCCGAGAGGGAGUUAUACGAGCGACACUUCAUGCCAAAAGGUGUUUCGGAACGAGCGUGUCGCCGGCUCUUUGACCACGGAGAAUGGAUGACGGUCGAAAGUGGACAGACGCUGCUACAGGAGGGCGUUGUGCAUAAUAAUCUGUAUCUAAUCUAUAAAGGCACUCUAGAUGUCAGUGUGGAUGAGCAAGUAGUGGGCUAUCUGAAUGAUGGCUCGUGGAUGGGUGAGAUGGUGUUCCUUGACAGCUCGCAGGAUAAAGCAUCUGCCACGUGCACCACCUCAGGGCCAGUGAUGGUGUUAAGGUGGGAGAUAGAUGAUCUCAGAAAUUUUCUGUCGACACAAAAGCAAGUCAAAUCACAACUGACUCUAGCCAUCGCCGAGUCGAGUAUGUCGAAGAUUCGACAAACUUCACAAAAGUUCGGGCAAGAGCACAAAAGACACCAAAAGCCUGAGAAGCAGCAGGAAAAAAAUUCCAAAGUCACUGAGGGUGAAGAAACCGUCAUCACCAUCAAAGUUCACGUUGAACCCGAAAAUUUGACAGGAAACGCUAAUUGAUCAUUGUUUGCUGUUUCUAUGUAGGACAUAUAUUUCAUCGGGUAUUUCAUGAGCCCAUCCGUUAUGAAAGCCUUGUAGUGACAUAACAACAUCGGAAUUUCACUAGUUUUAGGAAACUACUUGACGGCAUACAGUUGCUUCCUAUAGCGGUGCCUAUGUGGGGUACCCCGAGAUUUACCCAUGAUUGUAUAUUUCUAUACUGCAAUUUCGCAAAGAAGGAAACUACGCACAUACCCCCUGGCACCAGUAAAUACUGGCUUUGCGAUAUUAUUCAACCUGCCAAUAUGCAAAUCCUAAGCCAUCCGGCGUCUGAGUUCCAAUGAAAGAGUGCAUUGCCGCGAUUCUGAGAGACCAAUUGCAUGCUAUUUCUUGCAGCUUUAAAGCGAGUUAAACAUGUUACAGAAUCUCAUCGGGUCACAAACAGGGCACAACAUUUGAAAUGAACAACUCGUUCGUGCGAGGGGGUUCAACCACUAGCUUGUCAAUCAACUUAGUUCUAAUAGUGAACCGGAAAAAUAAUAAAACAAUCGACCGC
Molecule: messenger RNA, 1681 nt
Organism: Sphaeroforma arctica JP610
Lineage: Eukaryota; Ichthyosporea; Ichthyophonida
Exons: 7
Coding region: 13-1146 (377 amino acids)
Cellular component (GO): sarcolemma
Molecular function (GO): cAMP binding
Source: RefSeq, a predicted model, not a curated record